Parnassius mnemosyne (clouded apollo) is the source of this 501-nucleotide messenger RNA. NCBI's taxonomy places the organism in Eukaryota, Metazoa, Arthropoda, Insecta, Lepidoptera, Papilionidae. The record is from the annotation of a GenBank genome assembly.
AUGAGCAAUGACAUUAAUAAACGGCCCCCAGUCCCCGUCAGCCCGGCUAUUCCUGGCUACGGUAGCGACUAUGGUAACGGUAGGGCAAGGGGUACUAAGAAUCUCCGGUGGAAGUUUGGAUGCCACCUACGACGACUCGGCCUGGCAACUUAUAACGCACGCACCCUGAGGACUGACGAGAAGAUGCUAGAGCUGGAAGAAGAGAUAGACAAGUUGGACUGGAAUAUUAUAGGAUUAUCCGAAAUCCGAAGAGUGGGGGAGGACAUGAUUAUCAUCGAAUCCAGCAACUUGUUCUAUCACCGAGAGGGUGACCAUCUGUCCCAAGGAGGCGUCGGAUUUAUCGUCAACAAGUCUCUCGUUAACAACGUUGUAAAUAUUGGGAGUGUGUCGACAAGGGUUGCGUACCUUAUACUCAGAAUCACCAAACGGUAUUCGCUGAAGGUCAUACAGGUUUACGCACCAACCUCGGCACAUCCCGAUGAGGAGGUGGAGGAAAUGUAA